Molecule: messenger RNA, 1609 nt
Organism: Dothidotthia symphoricarpi CBS 119687
Lineage: Eukaryota; Fungi; Ascomycota; Dothideomycetes; Pleosporales; Dothidotthiaceae
Exons: 5
Coding region: 391-1572 (393 amino acids)
Source: RefSeq, a predicted model, not a curated record
GUGAAAAGCAUGGGACAAGCGAUGGGCGGAGCAAAGUGCAUAGAGUGACUCGUUCUGUUGCAUUUCCUCGCCUUCCUCGGUUCCUCCUCUUCCCACUCUCUCCCCUCAGGUAGGAGCUCUGAUCAAUGAAUCAUUGCACAUCGGUCUGAGCUCUGUCGAUUCCUUCGCUAAUUGCCGCGUUCUCGAUUGUCGUCAUUUAUUUUUUCAACACUGGCAAUAGUCUACUCCUCGUAUAGCCUAGGAUCCACAUUUGCGAAGCAAGAACUCAUGUGGUCGAACUUAUAGUCUUCUCUCUAACCGUCCGGUUGUUCGUCUGCAAUCAAAUUUUCUUGUUACAUACGUCUUCGUCCCUUGUUCUGAUCGAUUGAAUGAUACAAGAACCCUAACACCAUGGCGCCAACAUCCUACCCUAUGGCCCUGGCCUCUCUGAUCUUACUCCCCUUCGAUAUCAUCUCUACAAUCUUGCGCUUCCGGAUACGCGCUCAAAGAAAGGCAUGGGGAGCUGAUGACUGGGCAAUGCUGGUCAACAUUCCGUUUUGGCUCGUGAGUACGGUAGCCACGCUUGGGAUGGCAUGGAGCGGCGUAGGAGCUUACGAUGCCACGCUGAGUGCAGAGCAGAAAGCCAAUUCAAUGCUAUGGUUUUACGUCUUCCAAGAGCCGUGGUGCUUCACCCUCAUUACAAUCAAGUGGUCCAUCGGCUUUGCACUGAUCCGAAUCGCGAAUGGCAUGAAGUGGAUUGAAUACGUCAUCUACACGUGUCUGGCUGUUACGUUAGUUGUAAUGGGAGGCACAGGGAUGUAUUUGUUCUUUCAGUGUAUGCCUAUUGAGAAGAACUGGCACACAGCCGUACCAGGUACUUGCCAGGAUCGUAGCAUCCAGACUGUUCUGUCUUAUGCCGUGGCUGCUGUGUCAAUAUCUACGGAUUGGGUCUUUGCUAUCCUCCCAAUCUUUCUGCUUUGGAAUAUCCAGCUUGACCCACGUGUCAAGGCCUCAGUCGUCGGCUUGCUUGGUUUGGGCAUUUUUGCAUCGAUUGCCCCCAUUGUUCGCCUGAAGUUCCUCAUUGGAAUGAAUGACCAAUCGCGCUUUCUGCAAAACCUCAGCUCAAUCUUGGCAUGGGCCACCGCCGAAAUGAAUGUCGGCAUGCUUGUUGCAAAUCUCCCCGCAUGUCGUCCACUUCUCGAGCGAGCCAUCCAUCGCUUCUCAUCUUGGACCGGCAGCGCAUCACGUUCACUCCCGCAUAGCGGUAAACCUGGAGCAACAGCAGGUACGGGCAGGAACUAUCUUGAACUAGACGAACGCCCAGAGAGCAAGAAUCUCAAGAGCUACCUGAGCAGCCAUGGAACCAAGGGCGGCCCGGGAAUCGAGACGAGGAUAUACGGCCGAGAGUUUGAUGCGGACAGUAGCCUGAGUCUUGAUCGAGAUGAAGGGAGUCAAAAGCACAUGGUCGGAAAGUCCAGUCUGGGUGGAAUGCAGGUCAAUGUGCAAAGAGACUUUACCAUGGAGGUUAAUGAUGGUAACCACGAUGGUGUCAUGGAGGGCCAAGCGAUAUCAAAGACUCAUGGGAUAGUAUAGCUUAGUACAUGUAAUUGAAAUUUUAAUUGAAUACUGU